GUUCGAUGCGUGUGCAAAAAUUUAUGAGAGGAUGAGCAGGGCAAAUUAAAUUUCAAAUUUAUUAUAGCUUCGGAGCAUGUGGAGCAAAUACGCAAUGGAGCUUAUGGAGCACCGCUCACAUUGAGAAAUUGCUAUAUAUUUGUAAUACUCAAGAUGAGUUGUCGCUAUUCACGAACAAUCUAUGUUGGCAACCUUCCCUCAGGUGUAAGAGAGUAGGAAGUUGAAGACUUGUUCUAUAAGAUGAUUGCAUUUUGGACAUCAAGUUGAAGAUUCCUCCACGUCCUCCAUGUUAUUGUUUUGUUGAGGUUCGUUUUCAUAGUUCAAGAGUGCUCUUGAUGCUGAAGAUGCAAUCAGGGGUCAGGAUGGCCAUAACUUUGAUGGUUGUUGAUUGAGGUUGAGUUCGCCCAUGGUGGUAAAGGACAAUCCUCAAGUGAUUGUUGUGGUGGCUAUGGUGGGGGGGCAGCUUGAUUUGGCAUCUCAUGUCGUUCUGAAUAUCAAGUUAUUGUUCGUGGACUCCCUCACUCUGCAUCCUGGCAGGAUUUGAAGGAUUACAUGCGGAAAGCAGGGGAUGUCUGUUUUGCUGAGAUUUCUCGUGAUAGCGAGGGGACUUUUGGUGUUGUUGAUUAUACAAAUUAUGAAGACAUGAAAUAUGCUGUGAGGUGAUAUGAAAGCGGUCCAUCUAGGAGCCGAAGUAGAAGCUGCAGCAGAAGCAGAAGUGUAAGAAGGGACAGGAGUAAAUCAGCAGAAUGG
This is a messenger RNA of Rubroshorea leprosula, 750 nucleotides long. The record is from the annotation of a GenBank genome assembly. Lineage: Eukaryota; Viridiplantae; Streptophyta; Magnoliopsida; Malvales; Dipterocarpaceae.